UCCCUAUGUAGACACAACGAACUGUAGCUGUAGCUCUUCACCUUCGAAAAAUGGCCGAGAAAUGGAAUCGCACAGCUCUUCUUGUAAUCGACAUGCAGAAAGAUUUCAUUCACGAGGAUGGUCUUAUGCGAGUAAAUGGAGGCAAAGCCAUAGUCCCCAACGUAAUCAAGGCCGUCCAAGUAGCUAGGCAGCGUGGAAUUCUCCUAAUUUGGGUUGUUCGUGAGCAUGACCCGUUAGGGAGAGAUGUUGAACUGUUUAGAAGGCACUUAUAUGGUGAUGGUAAAGUGGGACCCACAGCUAAGGGAAGUGUGGGUGGAGAGCUAGUUGAAGGGCUGGUGAUUGAAGAAGGGGAUUAUAAAUUGGUGAAGACCCGUUUUAGUGCUUUCUUUGCUACUCAUCUUCAUUCAUUUCUUAAGGGUGCUGGCAUUGAUAGUUUGGUUAUCACUGGUGUUCAGACUCCAAACUGUAUAAGGCAGACUGUGUUUGAUGCCGUGGCUUUGGAUUACCAGCCUGUUACAGUUAUUGUUGAUGCCACGGCUGCCGCUACACCUGAGAUACACGCCGCCAACAUAUAUGAUAUGAAGAAUGUCGGAGUUGCAACAUCAAGCUUACAAGAAUGGUGUGAGCAUAAUGCUUGAUGGUCGGGACUAGGGAUCCAUUCCGCUCGAUGAUGGCAGUAGAACAGCAGUGUAAACAUGUCUAUUCCAACAAGAGCUAUUUCCCUGCUUUGGUUAGUUUUUAAUCGUUGCAACUUGAAAUAUCAACUCGUAUUUCCAACCAUCACCACUUGCUCCGCUUUGUUCACUAAACCACUAUGUUAGAUUGAAAGCAAUCUUGAUUUUUCCUUAUUCAAA
This is a messenger RNA of Morus notabilis, 854 nucleotides long. RefSeq names its product probable inactive nicotinamidase At3g16190. NCBI's taxonomy places the organism in Eukaryota, Viridiplantae, Streptophyta, Magnoliopsida, Rosales, Moraceae. The transcript has 5 exons. The record is from RefSeq and is a predicted model, not a curated record. The coding region runs from base 51 to 638 and encodes 195 amino acids.